Molecule: messenger RNA, 4230 nt
Organism: Protopterus annectens (West African lungfish)
Lineage: Eukaryota; Metazoa; Chordata; Ceratodontiformes; Protopteridae
Gene: INSC
Product: INSC spindle orientation adaptor protein
Exons: 13
Coding region: 148-1680 (510 amino acids)
Biological process (GO): regulation of asymmetric cell division; establishment of mitotic spindle orientation; apical protein localization
Cellular component (GO): apical cortex
Molecular function (GO): protein binding; cytoskeletal adaptor activity
Source: RefSeq, a predicted model, not a curated record
AGUGAAGGCAGCAGAAAUAGGAGCUGAGAAAGAAAGCACUUUUGGUGCACUACAGUUUGAGAAACAGUGUGGAUUGUGACAAACUACUUUAAAUCCCCAAAGUGGAAGUGAGCUUUGUUACUGAUGCUGACCUUUGGGAACUUUUAAAUGAAAACUGAAAUUGAAAUGGCUUAUCAGGGUGGCAGUCAUUUAAACUCUCUAGCUAUAUCUGUCCAGAGGAUGCAUUUGAUGCAAGUGGAUUCUGUCCAGCGCUGGAUGGAGGACUUAAGAUUGAUGACCGAAUGUGAAUGUAUGUGUAUUCUUCAGUCUAAACCUAUCAGUAUUGAUGAUGACCUAAACAGUGACAUUCUUCUCCCACCACAUCAAACUGUAAGAGAUAACUUGCAGGCAUUGCUUAAACGAGCUUGGAUUAUAAGUACAGAACUGACAAAGAUUCUUCAGAAGUUGGAAAACAACAGGUGGCAAAAGGUCCAUAGUACAGCGUAUGAAAAACCAUUAAUGGAGAAAUGUGCGGAGCUAACAACAAUGACUGAAAGAUGCACACACAUAAAUGAAGAACAGACAUUAUCAACAAUGAAAGCUUCUAUUUCUGAAACACUAUCUUGCGUUGGACAACUUUUCAGUCAGAUGAUUGAACUAGCAUUGUCUCAAGAAAUUCAGGCCCUAGUGAGAGAAACUGAUACAUCUGAUAACAUCUAUAGCAUUGGAGCAGCCAUGAGUGGGUUAUUUAGUCUUACACAAGAAGGGCCUCACUUAUGCCAUAUCAUUGCUAAGGAAGGUGGAGUUGUUUCUCUUUUUAAGAUUUGUAGGCAAGAUCGUUUUCGUUGCCUUUAUGCACCUGCACUUAGAACACUGGCAUCCAUAUGUUGCGUAGAAGAAGGCAUAAAUCAACUUGAAAAGGUGGAUGGAAUACUCUGCUUAACAGACAUCCUAACUGAUGAAACAAAUUCUGAAUCCUCGCGUGCCGAAGCAGCAGCAGUUGUAGCGCAGAUCACAUCUCCACAUGUCACUUGUACUCAGCAUUUGGGCAGUUUUCUUGAAAACAUGGAAGAAAUCCUGGCUGCUCUUUCUAAAUUAUGCCAAUUUGCCUCAUCAGGAGAAGUUUUUCUCUUGGCAUCUGCAGCUCUUGCCAAUAUUACCUUUUUUGAUACCAUGGCUUGUGAAGUUCUACUUCAGCUCAAUGCUGCCCAGAUACUUAUCAAUGCUUGCCAUGACAGAAUGCGAGUGGACACACCUUACUCGAAAGAUCAGGUGGUGACGAUACUAGCUAACAUGGCUGUUGUUGACCAGUGCGCUUCAGAGAUCAUCCAGGAAAAUGGUUUGCAACUUCUUUUAGAAAUGUUGUUUGAAAAGCCAUCCUACAGAAGUCCUGCAGAAGAAGCUGCAUGUGAACGAGUUCAGCAAAAAGCUGCUGUUACAUUGGCGCGGCUAAGCAGAAAUGAAGACAUUGCACAAGCUGCAGUUAACCUCCAGUGCAUUCCUCGGCUGAUUGAACUAUGCAAAUCACCCACAGAAAGAAAUAAUAGUGAUUCUGUUCUGGUUGCUUGCUUGGCAGCAUUACGAAGGAUUGCAGCUACUUGUCCAGACUGCAUUGGAGACUCUGAUUAUCAAAGGUUAAUCAAACCAAGACUAGUUGACUCCUUUCUAUUGUGUACAAAUAUGGAAGAAAGUUUUGUAUAACUCUAGAUCACCUGCAUCAUGUGUGAUGGCAUGGAGCGUUUCUCCCCAGGCCUCCACUGAAAAUGGGCUCUGUCCCAGUCUGACUUUCCCAAUAAACAAAUGUUAAAUAAAUACAUGAAUGAAUAAAACAUUACCAUGAAAAGGAAAUACAUUUAUAGAUUUUGUGGCAUAUUUCAUAAUAAUAAAUACAUUUUAAAUGUUAACGACACAACAAUAGUAAAAUGUCACACAAUGAAAUCUGUCAUGGAUUCAGACAGUAAAAUAUAUUUACUUUUGUGAAGUAUAUGAAGAACAUAACAUUCAGAGCUACAUAAAAGACUGCAUGGUUCAAAUGUUUGAUAUAUUAGGUAUCAAAUACUUAUUUUGAUUAUAAUGUGCCUCUAAGCCGGCAGUGAAUCUAAAACAAUUUACUAAUAAAGAUAUUAAAUAUAUCAAUAAAUAAAGUGUGAUUUCAAAGUUUCAGUGUAAACUAGAUUUGAAAUUAGCUACAUUUUAGUGAUAUUAAUCUGGGUAAUAUGAAACUUCUUUAACACAUUUCGCAAAUGCAAAUUGUACCCAUUUUGCUUGUUACUGACUAAUUAGGCUUUGUGGGAAGUUUUAUUCUGCUGCAAGGCUGUAGCAGCAGUAAAAGUGUUAUCUAAAAUUCAGCAGUCACUUUUUCUAUAUUUGCAGUUAAUUUGUCCUUAAACCUUUCAACAGCUACAAAAUAAUUAAAUCAAUAACAUUAUUGAAUUACAUUUCUGCCUUUUAAAAUGUCAUUUAUCUUUGAUGACGAUGGUGAGGACAAUGAUGACAGUGUGUGUGUGUGUGUGUGUGUGUGUGUGUGUGUGUGUGUGUGUGUGAAUUCAAAGCAUUUUAUUCAGUGCGAUACUAAGAAUGUUGAGUACUUUGCAAAAUAUUAUUGUCAAAGUUGUGGCAUGCUGGUAUAUAGAUGCUACAUUUUGUUGUUUUCUGGAAUGGUAAUAUUGUGUAUGCCUUUAGCAAUGUCAUUAGACUGCCUUCCAUUUAUUUUUUGUUAAAAAGUGUUAUGAAAGUUCAAGAGAAAGAGCACUACAUAUGUUUGAUGAAUGCUGCAUUAUAUUUUCAAAAUCUACAGUAAUUGCUAAGAAAGAUUAUAAUUUUAUUACAAAGUAAAAGGUUGCUAAUCAUUUCUUAGUUAUGUCAGGAACAUGAAGCAGACAACAGUUAUGCAAUAAUAAAAACAUACCUACAAUAAUACCAUGGAAAUAUGCUGUGAAUAAUAUAUAAAGGUCAUCUGUUUUUUUUUUAAGCUAAUGUGUUUCAUUAUCUGUUGUUCCUUAUGUCACAAGAAAAGUCUAGUAAUUGCAUCCUUUAAUUUUAUCUCAUACACACCAUCCUCUACAUUACCACCCUCACAGUGAACCAAUACUCCACCUUAUUCUCCCUUGGGUGCUUCUUCUCCAUCUUACAUCAUUUCUUCCUGGUACUCUUCUAGUUACCAUUGUUUCUUCAGAAUUGGAUGCAUUUGCUCUUAUCUUCUUAUGCCAUACCGACCAGAUUUGUAUGUACAUUCACUCUCACACACACAUAUUUAUUUAUAUUAUAAAUCUUUUGUUUAUAAUAACUCUGACUAAAUUCCACACUAAACAUAAGUGUUGCUGUUUGUCAGUUCUCUUGUUAACAUUUAAUGGGGUCACACUGGCAGUCUUUCAUUAGUCCAGUCUGCUUACUUCAUAGUCGGAAAACAUUACUUGAUUCCCAAACUGUUGCUAGCCCAUCACAAACACAUGCUAACAGUGACCCUGUCUCACAGCAGACUUUAGAUGCUGUAUCAUAUUUCUUCAAAUGGAAAUGUGAGUAUCCAAUAGGAUUCAGACUGAUAAAGUGGCAGGUUUCAGAGUUUCCAUUAAUGAAACCCUUUUGAAAACUAACCGUAAAUAAAGUAUUUCACUAUGAGCAACAAAUGAUUACAUUUAUUUUACAUGACACAAAACGCUAAAUUUAUAAACACUUUCCCCACUGUGUAGGUUAUAAAAUAGAACAUAUAUAAAAUAUAAAGUUUAAAGUACAUGAAAAGAAAAGUAAAGUCAAAGAAGACAAGUGUAUAUAAUAGAGUACUUUGUGUGGAAUCCGAGUGAUAAUUCCCAGACUCUAUAGAUUCUUGAAUACAGUUAUUAGAAGAAACGUUAUUUUCAAGCAUAUUGUAUAGUUUGUAGGUUUGUGCUUCCAUUGUGGCAGUAAUUUAUAUGUAUUUUGUACAUGUUGGACUGUUUUCAUAAAAUCUUUACAGCCGUGUUUACACUUAACAAGCCUCUUGCUAUAUUGCAUUAAACAAGUAUGAAAAUAGUGCUAUAAAAUCUGCUGUCAUUAUUCCAGUGUGUUACCUUCUCAGUUUCUAACUUGUGUGCACUUCAUUUGCAUGCACUUUAAAGAUUAGCUUGUGCAGAGUCCCAAAAGAUGUGCAAAUUAUAUAUUGAUUCGUAUUGAUAUGCACUGCAUCCUACAGAGAGAUUCGGAAAGUAUGAAUCAUUAUUUUGUUGCAGGUGAGAUAUGCAUUACCUGGACGCAGUCAUUUUUUAACGGAAUCUA